AACACUCAGCAAGAGUUCAUAUUUUGAGCCUGCUUUCCUGAAAAAAUGUCCCGUUGUAUAAGCAUAUUCAUUUUUCCAAGAAUUUCAUUGUUUGACAUUAAGUAGGAGUUUCUUAUACUAAGGACCAAAAUCGUUUCCCAUCAAAUAUAAUGUCUUUCUCACCUUCCCUCACUGCUCAGUCUCCUGGAUGUGCCACACAUCACCUCCUCGCGUCCUUGGCCGCUUCGGUGCCCGUUCAUGCUCAUCGGCGGGACGAUGCAAGGCGCAACUCUAAUGCGGUUCCUCGUCGGUUGGACGGCGUUGAGGCGCAACCCCGGCACCCACUGAGUACUGCCUCGGCUACAAACUCCCUCGGUGAGCUCCAUCUUCCUCCUGUUCCUCUUCUUCGGGACAUGGUCGUGGCUAUAUUGAUGUGGUGCUCAUCUGGUUGAUGCUCUAUGCCCUACUCAUGCAUCGGUUCCUGCUUGAGCUCUGUAGUUGUGGAUCCAUGCUAUUCUAGGGUUCGCAGGCUGCUGUUCAUGUUUAGUUGCUAUCAUAGGAGCUCAUGUGAUGCUCUGGUUUACAUGUGGAUGCUCUGGUCCUAUAGCUAUGCUACUGGAUCUGCUAAAUUGAUCAAUGACGUUCGUGCUAGGGCGAUGAUGAUUAACCGUGGCUGAAAUAUGUAUGCCUUUGAGUAAUCGAGGCACCUGUGGGUAUCAAGUUGGAUCCUCCCUCUUGUCUCUAGGAUCCUUUUUGAUCAUGUAAUACUUGUUGUUCUGUCAUUGGAUGGUCAUUCUUGUUGAGUGAUAACCAGGGCAGAUCCCCUGUAUUAACAGAUUGGUCUGGUGAUAAGAGAUGACGGGGGUAGGUUAUAUGACCGAGGAAAGGCCAAUCUGAGCCCACUAUGCAAUGAACCCUGAACCCUUUUUAUUUGUAUUUAAAGGUGUUGCUUAUCCAGAAACAUCCAGAAAUAAGAGAAGAGUGUCUCACCGAGCCUCCUUAGAGCUCAGGAAAUUCUGGCCGUCCGAUGCGUUUUCUUGAUGGGUUUUAGACCGUCGGAUCGAGCCACUGGAUGACCUCGGCCGUCGGAUCGAAGCCGAGACAUUGUAGGAAUGAAUAGUUACCGUCUCGCGGUAAAAAUCUCGUGCCACCGCGCGUAAUUCCUGUCCCCGUCGAGGGCAUUUUCAUCAUCUCAUCUACAGGGGUAUAAAAGGGGGGCCACGUACAUGGUAAAACCCUAGCCUCCUCUCUCCUCGGCUACAACCAUCCUCGGUGAGCUCCAUCCUCGUCCUGCUCCUCUACUUCGGCUAUUGUAUGUAACAUGGCUGUGGCUAUAUUGAUGUGGUGCUCGUCUGGUUGAUGCUCUAUGCCCUACUCAUGCAUCGGUUUCUGCUUGAGCUCUGUAGUUGUGGAUCCAUGAUAUUCUAGGGUUCACAGGCUGUUGUUCAUAUUCAGUUGCUAUCAUAGGAGCUCAUGUGAUGCUCUGGUUUACAUGUGGAUGCCCUGGUCCUAUAGCUAUGCUACUAGAUCUGCUAAAUUGAUCAAUGUUGUUCGUGCUAGGGCGAUGAUGAUUAACCGUGGCUGAAAUAUGUAUGCCUUUGAGUAAUCGAGGCACCUGUGGGUAUCAAGUUGGAUCCUCCCUCUUGUCUCUAGGAUCCUUUUUGAUCCUGUAAUACUUGUUGUUCUGUCCUUGGAUGGUCAUUCUUGUUGAGUGAUAACCAGGGCAGCUUCGCUGUAUAAACAGAUUAAUCUGGUGAAAAGAGACGACGGGGGUAGGUUAUAUGAUCGAGGAAAGAUGAAUCUGAGCCCACUAUGCAAUGAACCUUGAACCAUUUAAAAAAAAAAUUUAAAGGUGUCGCUUAUUUAUGCUCCAGUGGUUAUACCCAUAUUAUGUAAAGAUUUCUUCUCUCUCAUACCUUUAUUGCAUAUCAAAGUGCUGCUUUCAGGUGCUAGAUUAAUUUGGUCCUUGCUUAGCCAUAUAAUCACAUGCCAGAUAGGUCGCAUGGUUGAUUAGAAAAAGAUCAUUUGAGGGUCCAUGCGUAUUGUGGUUGUAGUUCUGCGAAUCAAAAUGUUAUUCUUGGUUGCUAGAUUAAUUUGGUUAUCCAGUCGGCUCCCAAUUUCCAGUUUCUAAUUAUAUGAGGAAAUGGUGUUUUAAUGUUAAUUACUUUGUUCGGUACUUCUAUUUUCUAAUUCUUUGCUUGAUGUGUUUUCAAUUGGGAGCUCUCCACUCGAAAGAUACCUCAACGCCCAGCCACCUCUUCACCACCACACGCCAGUCAGCGCACGAGGCAGCGGAACUAGGUUUGUCUUCGACCAGAGAAGUGAAGGCAUAUUGAGUACUGCAUGCAUAGGGUUAACUUGUUGCGGCACCACGGUGUGAAGCCAAUUCUUGUACUUGAUGGAGGCUUUUUUCCAAUGAAGAGCGAACAAGAGGUCAAACGUGCAAGGUCACGAAAGGAAAAUCUUGAGCAUGCCAGGGAACAUGAAGCAACUGGGAAUUACCGUGCUGCUUUUGACUGCUACCAGAUAGGUGUUGACAUUACACCUAAAAUUGCUUUCGAACUGAUCCAGAUCAUCUUGCUGUGGUUGCGUGAAAGGAUGGUGCUCGUGAUCUAUAUCAUGGAAAAAAAUUCCUGGAAUGCCUCUACUACCUCCUUCAUGUCCUCUAGGGUAUGUGGAAGACUGGAUUUGAUUUUAUCCUGGAAUGACAACUAUUGGUGUGCAACUGAAGAAUAUAUUUCAUGACCGAGAGAUGGAAUUUGGAUAAUCUUAGUUCUGAUAUGUACAUGAAUCUUCUUUUAUUUUGUUGCGCAACUGAAGAUAUGGGACUAUUUGCCCUGUGUAUUUCAUAUAAAUAAGGAAAUGGACUAUAGGUAAAAAAAAUCUUCUUUUAAUUAUAUUAUGUUGUCGAUGA
Messenger RNA from Triticum dicoccoides, 2893 nucleotides. Its product is annotated as exonuclease 1-like. The transcript has 5 exons. The record is from RefSeq and is a predicted model, not a curated record. Gene Ontology annotation, molecular function: 5'-flap endonuclease activity. Bases 2323 to 2724 code for a protein of 133 amino acids. NCBI's taxonomy places the organism in Eukaryota, Viridiplantae, Streptophyta, Magnoliopsida, Poales, Poaceae.